UUUGCGAUGUUUUUGAAAACUUUCGAGACUUAUGUUUGGUUACGUAUGGUUUGGACCCUAAUUACUAUUAUACCGCACCUGGGAUGUCGUUUGACUGCUGUUUGAAGAUUACUGAAGUAGAAUUAGAACUUUUGUCCGACUAUGAUCAACUAUUAAUGACGGAAGCAGCAAUUAGAGGAGGACUUACACAAGCAAGUAUGCGAUAUGCUCAGGCGAACAACAACAAGGUUCCCGAUUAUGACUCCUCAAAGCCAGAGUCGUGGAUUGCAUACCUAGACGCAACAAAUCUCUACGGUUGGGCUAUGUGUAAAUAUAUGCCAAAGGACGGAUUUAAAUGGUAUGAGGGCAAUCUAGAUGUUGAAAAUAUUUUAAAAUUGUUGGAAAGUUCAAACGAAAAAUCAAAAAUCGGAUUCUCGUUAGAAGUUGAUGUAUUAUAUCCUCAAUCCUUGCAUGACGAGCAUAACGAGUUACCGUAUCUUCCAGAAAGGAUGGUCCCCCCUGGAUCAAAGAUAAAAAAACUCAUUGCCAAUUUACAACAUAAAAAAAAAUAUGUUGUUCAUUAUAUGGCAUUGAAACAAGCUCUGAAAGCAGGAUUAAUAUUAGAAAAGGUGCAUCGAGUUUUACAAUUUAAUCAAUCACCAUGGCUUCAAAAAUAUAUUGAGUUGAAUACUAAAAUGAGAAAGAACGCAUUAAACGAUUUUGAGAGAGACUUUUUUAAAUUAAUGAACAAUGCAGUAUUUGGGAAGACUAUGGAAAAUGUAAGAAGUAGAUUAAAAAUGAAACUCGUUUCUGACGAAAAAACGUGUUCAAAGUUAAUUAACCGAAAUACGUUUAAGGACAUUACAAUUUAUAACGAAAACCUAGCUUUAAUACAUUUGGAUGUAGAUGAAUUGAAAUUCGAUAAACCAAUAUACGUAGGGUUUGCGAUUUUGGACAUAUCAAAGACAUUAAUUUAUGAUUUCCAUUAUAACUCUAUGGUUAAAAGUUAUGGUUCAAAUAUUCAACUGAUGUAUACGGAUACAGAUUCAUUGAUAUAUUAUAUAAAGACAUCUGAUUUCUACGCUGAUUUGUUGAAUAACCCCGAUCUUUUACAACGUAUGGAUACUUCAAACUUACCGAUCAAUCAUCCAUGCUAUUGUGUUGACAGGAAGAAAUUACCUGGGACUUUUACUGAUGAAACGGAAGGACAAGCUAUAACAGAGUUUGUUGCCCUACGAGCUAAAUCAUAUGCUUAUAAUCUAUCGGGUGUGGAAAAAAUCAAAGCGAAAGGUGUCAAAGGUCAUGUCGUUAAAAAUCAUAUGAGUUUAGCAGAUCAUAAACAAUGUUUAUUAUGGGACGGCACAACGGUUGAUAGUGAUACUGGUAGAGGCAUAGCUAUAAAACAAUUCGAGUUGUUUAAAUCUACAGGGCACACAUCUUCAACAAAACAGUAUACACCGUAUCGAGUAAAUAUAUCACUGAGAUAUUUUAAACAUCAGAUGAAAUCAAUUUCAACAGUUAAAUUAGCUUCAAACCGAUCCGACGAUAAGAGGAUAGUACUUGAAAAUCAAAUUAAUACCUUGGCUCUUGGACAUUACAAUUUAGAGUGAGAUAAAUAUAAUCAUUCUUUAUAUAAUAAUCUAAUUAUAUAUCUAUGUUGCAGACAAGAAGAGGAGUACAACCCACAAACAAGAAGUCUUCAUUAUAAUUUUUUAUUUGUAUAAUUAAAACUGUA
This is a messenger RNA of Acyrthosiphon pisum (pea aphid), 1714 nucleotides long. RefSeq lists its product as uncharacterized. The transcript is spliced from 5 exons. Bases 84 to 1589 code for a protein of 501 amino acids. The record is from RefSeq and is a predicted model, not a curated record. Lineage: Eukaryota; Metazoa; Arthropoda; Insecta; Hemiptera; Aphididae.